Molecule: messenger RNA, 1003 nt
Organism: Coccidioides immitis RS
Lineage: Eukaryota; Fungi; Ascomycota; Eurotiomycetes; Onygenales; Onygenaceae
Exons: 1
Coding region: 92-826 (244 amino acids)
Biological process (GO): translation
Cellular component (GO): ribosome
Molecular function (GO): structural constituent of ribosome
Source: RefSeq, a predicted model, not a curated record
GCGGCCGCCAAAUUACCUCGAGAGCUUCUUUUGUUCGUUCUUUUAGACUUUUCCUUUUGGCGGCACAAAGACCGGAGGAGCUUCUGCAAAAAUGAAUACCAGAAGUCUGCUUUGCUUGUCGCGGACAGCGGCCUCCCCUCUCGGAUCCUCAUUCGCCGCGACAGCAUGCCUAAGUAGCAGAAGACCACAAUACUUCAACCGACCACAGAUCAACGCACCCUUAUCGACCGAUACAUCCUCAUCAAACACGAAUGCCACGCCCUCCUCACCGCCGCCACCGCCGCCAGAAGAAUCCCAAGUCAAUCAACUCACCCGCAAACCGCAAACCCCGAGACACUCCAUUAUCAAGGGUAUAACCCACCACAAAACCGGCACCGUCAUUUCCGCCGGUAAAAGGGACAAAGUCGUUCAAGUCGUGCACAUCACCACACAUUGGGACAGAAAUCUGCACAAAUACUAUCCCCUCAAGACAAGGGUCAGCGUAUCGGAUCCGAACAACUCCCUCCGCGAAGGUGAUGUGAUCGAAUUCUCGAACGGUUUUAAUUUCGGAAAUCCUAAGAACGUGGUAGAGAGAAUUAUAGCGCCAUUCGAGACGCCGAUUAGCGCACGUCCACCAGUCCUGACGGAACCUGAGAGAUUUGUGGAUGACUCUGUGAAAAGAAUGAAAGGCUCGGGAAAGAAACUGGGGCCAGUGAAACGGCAGAUACUCGAGAAAUUGUUGCACGGAGGGAUGCUCUCUAAAGAUCGUGUCGAGCACAUUAAAUUACUGCUCGCGGAGGAUUCCGAGAAAACGGAGAAUGUUCGGAAUACUGCGGUGAGAGCGUGAGAAACAAAGAAAUAUGAGUAACAAGGAGAAAUCCCCGAGUGUUGUCAAACCUCGAAUAGAAACUUGUUUUUCUUCUCUUUAUUCCGUUCUCGGCGGCAAGACGAAGGGUGUCAUUACGCCGCUCUGUAUAAUAUGAUGUAUGUUUGAUAGAAUCGAAGAAGUUAUCGAUUGUUACAA